Molecule: messenger RNA, 9893 nt
Organism: Balaenoptera acutorostrata (minke whale)
Lineage: Eukaryota; Metazoa; Chordata; Mammalia; Artiodactyla; Balaenopteridae
Gene: PTPRO
Product: protein tyrosine phosphatase receptor type O
Exons: 27
Coding region: 222-3872 (1216 amino acids)
Biological process (GO): regulation of glomerular filtration; negative regulation of canonical Wnt signaling pathway; peptidyl-tyrosine dephosphorylation involved in inactivation of protein kinase activity
Cellular component (GO): plasma membrane; glutamatergic synapse; GABA-ergic synapse
Molecular function (GO): cadherin binding; protein tyrosine phosphatase activity; Wnt-protein binding
Source: RefSeq, a predicted model, not a curated record
CCUUAGCUGUUACAGAACAGCAGCACCUGGCACGUUCCUAGAGGACCCAGGGAGCAGGAAGCGAAGGGGAGCUGGCGCGGGGGGCACUGCACAGGCAGCAUGCGCCCGCCGGGAGCAGCCUCGGCGCCCAAGGUCUGAGGCUGCAGCCCCCGUUCGCCAUUGUGAGCCGCCGGGGGAGCCAGCCGGCGCCACCGUCCGCCCGGGUCCCCGUCCACGCCGCGAUGGGGCACCUGCCCGCGAGCACGCGCGGCGGCCGCCGCCUGCUGCCUCUGCUCUGGCUCUUUGUGCUGCUCAAGAAUUCUACAACAUUCCACGUAACUGUCCAAGAUGAUAAUAGCAUCGCUGUCUCUUUAGAAGCUUCAGAUGUCAUGAGUCCAUCAUCUGUGUAUGUGGUGAAGAUAACUGGUGAAUCAAAAAAUUACUUCUUCGAAUUUGAGGAAUUCAACAGUACUUUGCCUCCUCCCGUUAUCUUUAAGGCCAGUUAUCAUGGCCUGUAUUAUAUAAUCACUCUGGUAGUGGUAAAUGGAAAUGUGGUUACCAAGCCAUCCAGAUCAAUCACUGUGUUAACAAAACCUCUUCCCGUAACCAGUGUUUCAAUAUAUGACUAUAAACCUUCUCCUGAAACAGGAGUCCUGUUUGAAAUUCAUUAUCCAGAAAAAUAUAACGUUUUCACAAGAGUAAACAUAAGCUACUGGGAAGGUAAAGACUUCCGGACAAUGCUAUAUAAAGAUUUCUUUAAGGGAAAAACAGUAUUUAAUCACUGGCUGCCAGGAAUAUGUUAUAGUAAUAUCACCUUUCAGCUGGUAUCUGAGGCAACUUUUAAUAAAAGCACUCUUGUGGAGUACAGUGGUGUCAGUCAUGAACCCAAACAGCACAGAACUGCCCCUUAUCCUCCUCAAAAUAUCUCAGUUCGUAUAGUAAACUUGAACAAAAACAACUGGGAAGAACAGAGUGGCAGUUUCCCAGAGGAAUCGUUCAUGAGAUCACAAGAUACAAUGGGAAAAGACAAACUCUUCCAUUUUACUGAUGACACUCUUGAAAUUCCCUCUGGCAACAUUUCUUCUGGUUGGCCUGAUUUUAACAGCAGUGACUACGAAACGACAUCCCAGCCAUAUUGGUGGGACAGUGCAUCUGCGACUCCUGAAAGUGAAGAUGAAUUUGUCAGUGUUCUUCCCGUGGAAUACGAAAAUAACAAUACACUCAGUGAGACUGAGAAGUCGAUGACCAGCUCUUUCUCUUUUUUCCCUGUCCAAAUGAUAUUGAGUUGGUUACCACCAAAACCACCCACUGCAUUUGAUGGGUUCCAUAUCCACAUGGAAAGAGAAGAAAACUUUACUGAAUAUUUGACAGUGGAUGAAGAGGCACACGAAUUUGUUGCAGAACUGAAGGAGCCUGGGAAAUAUAAGUUAUCUGUUACAACCUUCAGUUCCUCAGGAUCUUGUGAAAUUCGAAGCAGCCAGUCAGCAAAAUCACUCAGUUUUUAUAUCAGUCCUUCAGGAGAGUGGAUUGAAGAACUCACUGAGAAGCCCCAGCAUGUGAGUGUCCACGUUCUAAGCUCCACCACCGCCUUGAUGUCCUGGACGUCUUCCCAAGAAAACUACAACAGCACCAUCGUGUCUGUGGUGUCACUCACCUGCCAGAAACAAAAGGAGAGCCAGAGGCUAGAAAAGCAGUACUGUACUCAGGUGAACUCAAGCAAAUCUAUUAUUGAAAAUCUGGUUCCUGGUGCCCAGUACCAGGUUGUGAUGUACCUAAGAAAAGGCCCUUUGAUUGGACCACCUUCAGACCCUGUGACAUUUGCUAUUGUUCCAACUGGAAUAAAGGAUUUAAUGCUCUAUCCCUUGGGUCCUACAGCAGUGGUUUUGAGCUGGACCAGACCUUACUUAGGAGUGUUCAGAAAAUAUGUGGUUGAAAUGUUUUAUUUCAACCCUACAACAAUGACAUCAGAAUGGACAACUUACUAUGAAAUAGCAGCGACUGUCUCCUUGACUGCAUCAGUGAGGAUAGCUCAUCUGUUGCCAGCAUGGUACUACAACUUUCGAGUUACCAUGGUAACAUGGGGAGACCCGGAACUGAGCUGCUGUGACAGUUCCACCAUAAGCUUCAUAACAGCCCCAGUUGCUCCAGAAAUCACUUCUGUGGAAUAUUUCAACAGUCUGUUAUAUAUCAGUUGGAUAUAUGGGGAUGACACUACUGACCUCUCGCAUUCUAGAAUGCUCCACUGGAUGGUUGUUGCAGAAGGAAAGAAGAAAAUUAAAAAGAGCGUAACACGCAAUGUCAUGACCACAAUUCUCAGCCUGCCUCCGGGAGAUAUCUACAAUAUCUCCGUAACUGCUUGCACUGAAAGAGGAAGUAAUACCUCCAUGCUCCACCUUGUCAAGCUAGAGCCAGCUCCUCCAAAAUCACUCUUUGCAGUGAAUAAAACCCAGACCUCGGUGACUUUGCUGUGGGUGGAAGAGGGAGUAGCUGAUUUCUUCGAAGUCUUCUGUCAACAAGUUGGCUCCAGUCAGGAAAUAAAACUCCAGGAACCGAUUUCUGUUUCUUCUCAUGUCGUGACCAUCUCCAGCCUCCUUCCUGCCACUUCCUACAACUGUAGUGUCACCAGCUUUAGUCAUGACAGCCCCAGUGUGCCUACAUUCAUAGCCGUCUCAACAAUGGUUACAGAGAUGAAUCCCAAUGUGGUAGUCAUCUCCGUGCUGGCCAUCCUCAGCACACUGUUAAUUGGACUACUGCUCAUUACUCUUAUAAUUCUUAGGAAGAAGCAUCUGCAGAUGGCUAGGGAGUGUGGAGCAGGAACUUUUGUCAAUUUUGCAUCCUUAGAGCGGGAUGGAAAGCUUCCAUACAACUGGCGUAGGAGUAUAUUUGCUUUCUUAACCCUGCUACCCUCAUGUCUUUGGACUGAUUAUCUUUUGGCAUUUUAUAUUAAUCCUUGGAGUAAAAAUGGUUUAAAAAAGAGGAAACUGACUAACCCGGUGCAACUGGAUGACUUUGACGCCUACAUCAAGGAUAUGGCCAAAGACUCUGACUAUAAAUUUUCUCUUCAAUUUGAGGAGUUGAAGUUGAUUGGACUGGAUAUUUCACACUUUGCUGCAGACCUUCCACUGAACCGAUGUAAAAAUCGCUACACAAACAUCCUACCAUAUGACUUUAGCCGAGUGAGAUUAAUCUCCAUGAAUGAAGAGGAAGGUGCAGACUACAUCAAUGCCAACUACAUUCCUGGAUACAACUCACCCCAGGAGUAUAUUGCCACACAGGGGCCUCUGCCUGAAACCAGAAAUGACUUUUGGAAGAUGGUCCUACAACAGAAGUCUCAGAUUAUUGUCAUGCUCACUCAGUGUAAUGAGAAAAGGCGGGUGAAAUGUGACCAUUACUGGCCAUUCACGGAAGAACCCAUAGCAUAUGGAGACGUCACAGUGGAGAUGAUCUCAGAGGAAGGGCAGGAUGACUGGGCCUGUAGACACUUCCGGAUCAACUAUGCUGACGAGGUGCAGGAUGUGAUGCAUUUUAACUACACUGCGUGGCCUGAUCACGGGGUGCCCACAGCCAACGCUGCAGAAAGCAUCCUGCAGUUUGUACACAUGGUCCGACGGCAAGCGACAAAGAGCAAAGGCCCCAUGAUCGUGCACUGCAGUGCUGGAGUCGGCCGGACAGGAACAUUCAUUGCCCUGGACAGGCUCUUGCAGCAUAUCCGGGAUCAUGAGUUUGUGGACAUCCUAGGGUUGGUGUCAGAAAUGCGGUCAUACCGGAUGUCUAUGGUGCAGACCGAGGAGCAGUACAUUUUUAUCCAUCAGUGUGUGCAGCUGAUGUGGAUGAAGAAGAAGCAGCAGUUCUGCAUCAGUGACGUCAUCUAUGAGAAUGUCAGCAAGUCUUAGCUCAGAAUCCAGACCAGACAGGACAUGAUGUGAACCCAUCCUCCCUUGCUUCCAAGAGUUUUUUGGGGGGGCUCUACUAGCCAUUUGCUAAAAAGGGCCCUGCUUUGUAGUAUGUGGCCAAGGAGAUAAUUUAUCUCAUAGAAGCACCGGGAAGACUUAGCCUUAAAGAGCCUACAGUGUCUUUUUGGACUCUCACUUCUGGACAUUCAAUAAUGGACCAAAUUCAACCGGACACCAGAAAGGUCCAGACGCUUUGCAAAGGGCAGGAAGCACGACACUUCCGAAGAGUUUCGCUGGACCUUUGCUGGUUGGGCUGAGUUUUUUGUCGUUGUUUUUAAGUGCAAUAAUUUUUGUACGUGUGUGAUUUUAUCAGAACGUUGAAUUGUUUUCUGCCCGCACUCUUGAUCAAGCUCGUAGCCCAAGAAGGAUCAGGAAUUGUUAGUGUCAAAUUAUACCUCAUUGUUAAAAAGAGGCAUGGCCACACAUGAAAAAUGGCAAUUCUGCGUCAAGGAAAUUGAACCAGUGCUAUCUAUAAUCCAACAUAAGCUACUGGGUCAGGAGUGGGGAGGGUGGAUCGGGGGAGAGAGAAGCGUUCUUCCCACAGAUCAACUGCGUAUCUUUUCCAAAUAUGAAGAGCUGUAAUUCAGCUUCAAAGUAGAGUAGAAAAAAUAUUUAAGUCUUAAUUGUUCUAGUUCUUGAUGUUUUUUUCUUAUUAACGGCUCAGUGUUUCUUCCUUGGCCCUCUUGGACUAAUGCCACUGUCCAGGUUCUUUUUCAACAAACUAGAUCUGGUUCAGAAGACUUUGAAGUCUCACUCUUUAGACUCCAUUGCUGUCUGAGCAAUCUUGGUGCCUAGAGUUUGCAUUCCUUUUUCUGUUGACCUGCAUACACGUAAAAGCUAUUUCUUUGCGAACUAUAGGCUGUGAACACGCACUUUCUUUCCCCCAAAGAGCUGGGAAUUUAUGAAGUUGUGGCAAUGAACUGCAGCAUGCUAGGACAAUGAUUUGCCUACAUUUUUGGGGGGUGAUAUUGUCAAGCGUCUCUAUGGAUUCUGACAGAGAUAACUUUCUGUUUCGUUUUCUUUGGGGUUGUCGGUUUCAUUUUAACCUGUGUAACUAGCAACACUCUAUUCUUUGCAUUUUGUAUAAUUACAGUACGUAAUUGUGUCUUGUGACAUGAACACUGUCAGAAUGGACACAGAUGGCAUCCUGAAGCCUGUUACUUUGUGUCACUUCCUGAGAAUGAAGAGGUGAUGGAUAUACGAAAGAAAACAUUUUGAGUUGAAAGUAAACACAAGCUUGCUGCUUCACUGGAGCAGUUGGCUGUCCUGAGCCUUCCUGUGUGUGUUUCAGGAGGCCGUGUCCCCCUCUCUGUGCAUCCGCCCCUCGCCCUGGAUCCCCGCUUUCCUGCGCAUCUCCAUGAAGCCAUGUACACAUCGUCAGUUUCAUAUUUUAUCAGUGACCUUUGUAAUGGUAAAGGAUGCCAAGUCAACAGCUCUGCACCCCACUGUCUCUUGUCACCAAGGCCUGGCCACAGCGGAGCCUGGCACAGUUCUUUGCAAGACCUGGCCAGGCAGGGAUUCUCAGGUUCGCCUCGUGGUGGGGGGGGGGGAGGAAUGGCAGAGGCUGUCCAGAGCCCGCAGGUUAACAGCUUGGGCUCCCCGGGUGUUGUCAGCUUUGACUCGCCCCCGCCUCUUCCUCCCCUUCUCACCUCCCUGCUGCCACCUUCUUCUCUUCUCACUCCCACCCCUUUAAGUCCCUUCUUGGGCAUGUUAAUAAUGUACCACUCCAUUCCCAGGAGUACAUGUGGCUAAAGAAAAGUAGCAAGUGUAUGUGUGACUUCCUUAGGUUUUCGCACACGGACAGGUCAGGAGUGAAGUAGGUAACGUUGGGUGAGCUGAUAAGACACCUGCUGGUGCUGGUACAUUUCCCACGUUCACAGACUGGAACUUUACUUCCCUGAAACUUAAAGCACUUUGUAAAUAUUUUAUGAUUUUCUUGAGCACCCCUUCCAGGUAGGGAUCAAAUAGUCCCAGAUCAGUUUUCCCAAAAGAGAAGAUGAAGUAUCCAGAGUUAGACGGAAGCCUCAGAGUUCAGACGACAGAGAAGUCACACCAGGCACUUUACCAGAUCAUUCCUUCAGGGGUCUCCACAGCCGUCACUCUGUACAUCACUGGUACACCGGUGCUCCUGAAGUGUACAGUUUAUGAUGGGAAAAGCAUCCAUCUGUCUGAAGACUUGGGUUUCAAUCCCAAUAGAUGACUUUGAAAUGUAUCUGUCCUAAGUCUCAGCUGAUGAACUGUAGAAUUACCUACUAAAAGCACCAUAUUUCACAGGUGUAAAGGGUAUCAGAUCUGAUAAUUCACACAAAGGUGUUUUGUAUCUUAUUCUUUCAUGUACCCUAGGGGCCCCUCGAACCAGCUUAAUUUUCACUCCAGGAUUCAACUCUAAGAAUUCCAGACAGGAGGCAGCUAGGGCCUCUGUGUUCUUAAUUACAGUGUUAUUUGUAAUCAUCUGUGAAGUGCUACAGUGCACUGAACAUAGAGGCAUUAGCACAGGCAUUCAUAGUAGCCUACAUGGUGCAUAGAAAGAGCUGAAGAUUUUGGAAUAACAAAAUAUUUAACUUUGAGUGCUACUGAGAUCAAAUUCCUUGGCUGCAAAAGCCAAUUUCUGAAGUUAAUUGAGAAACUACCACUAGACUCUAAUUUAUAAAUUUAAUAUCUAACACUAAUACAGCCAUACCUACACAUUCAUUGUAUGGCUUUAUUUAACUUGAAAAGGAAGGAAAGUGAUGGAUGGCAACCUUUUUGGGGGGACAGUUCUAAUUCGGGGUUGACAAUUUUCCACUACAAAGUCAACACUGCCCCCCAAAUUUAAAAUUAGAAAAAUUAGUAAGGUUUUUUUUUCAGUUCUUAUAAAAUCUUUAAUCAGAUUCUAUAAUCGCUCCCCUGUUCUAAAAGCUGUCCCUGACCCCGGAAAGGGGAUACAUCUCUCAAAGAAGGCUGUGGUGUCAAUGUGUAAAGCAGGGGCUGGAGACUUUGGAACUGAGUCUUUUGCAGACCUUACGAGAGCUACUGGCUAGGGGAUUGGCUGUCAGCCAAGGGGGUAAAGUUACUGAAUCCAAUCUCUAAGAGCCAAAAUCCUCCCUGCUUUCUAGCAAGGAGGCCUUCCUUUCCACCUCAGGAAAUGUCUGACGUGAUGUGCUUCAAAUUAGCUGGCGCAUUUCCUAGCUCACUGAUCACGAGCCUGGGGCCUGGCCCAGGCUCAGAGCUCAGAGGCCGUGCCCAGGACUGAACAGAACAACCACUUUGGCCAGAGGAGUUAGAAAGCAACAAAACCUAACACACACAGACUUCUACCUUUGGUUUUUAACAGCCUCUUUUGGAUGCAUUUGAAGGAAACUUGAGCCAUGAUCUCUCUGACUCUUGGCCUUCCACAGCAGCAGGAGUUUUCAGUUUCACUUGAUGCCUAUCACAAGGCCUGAUCCUGGUGGGUCACUCAGUUAAAGAUGGAGGAUCAUGUUUAGCUCUGGAAGUUGUAUUAUGAGGGACACGAACAAACUGUUCGGGGCAGGGUCACCUGAACCCUUACGACCUUGUGGAAAACAAAGGCCAUAAUCACAAGACCUGGGGCAAGUAGGGCUCUUAAGCCUGGGGUCAAGGACGAGUCCCUAGUUCAUCCAAUCAUUCAUUCAACAAAUAUAUGUUUAUCUAAUCCGCGGAAUGAAAGAAGCAAUCAAUGAAGGAAAGAUUUUUUGACCGCUUGCAAUACACCAGGCACCAGAGACACAAAUGUUGCCAUAGGCUAACUUGUAAAACUAUGUUAUGGAAUCAGAGUCUGGUUGUUGUCGGAAGGACUAAGAAAGCAUGAGACAAGUCUUUUUCAGCAUUUUUCACUUGUAUAGCUCAAAUGUUGUCAACCUUCUGCAGUCACACCAGUAAUAGUGGUACACCUUUUUUCCCAAUGGCUUAAGGACAGAAACACCAAGUUCUCAUAGUUUUUGUUACUCAUCAGGCACCACAGACCCUGACAUGGUCCUCCUUCUUGAUGAGAAUCAGCAAGCUAGCCUUCUCUCCUACUCAGAAAGACUCUCCAUCCCUGGCAAAUGGCUAAUUCUUUUCUACGGAACACUUCCAGUGAGCUUCUGGAAUUGCCACCUCCAUGGGCAGCCCAUCACUUCAUUCCUCAGAAAGCACUUUCUUCUCUUGGUUACACAUCUAAGGAACUUACUAACAUUAAGGAUGGGGAUGAGACUGAAAGUUCUAACCUCCAACCAGCCCCCAUGCUUUGGUGCUUUCCAAAAGUUUUCUCAUUUACAUAAGCUCAGGUGUGGUUGAAAGGGUUUUGUUCUAAACAUCCAGACACCUUUACUGCUCUUAUCACUUGGGAAAUUCCAAGGGUUUUAGGAGUUCUAAAUAUAUAUUUUGGAGCUCUAGGGACAAAGACUAAAUAUAUAUUUCCUAUUACAAAUCAAAAUAUCACAGGUGUUCCAAGCCAAAGUGAGAAGUAAAAUCCAGUUCUGAUUUCCACCCAGGUCCCAAGCUGUCUGCUAUAUGCAUGAUUCUCAAUGAUUAGAAGUUUCUAACUUUAGCCAAAUGUUCAUUCAUUCACCAAAUGCUUACUGAGCAAAAAUGCUACGGACGAGGAACUGGCCUGGGCCCUAGGAACACAAGGAUAAGUCCCGAUGUCUCCAGGCAGACAGCAGGUGGAGGUGAGGCUGAUGGGAUUAAGGCAGGUAAAUGAGACGAGACACCCUGGAGCCCCUGGGCCCUCCCUCCGUUCCUACCCGUGGCUGAAGCCAGCAGAGGGGUGAUCUGCAGAGCCCGGGAAAGCCCCUCACGUUCUUGGACCGAUGUAUGGCUCUAUACCUCUCAUGGACAGAGGCUUGAAGUCCAAAUCGACUUUCCCAUUUUGGUAAAAGGGCAGGCACUGUGGCACUGACCAGGGCCGCCUUGACAGAGGCUGGCUUUGAAAACUUUCCAUUUGAGAAAUAGUAAAUUUCUAGCCCUCAAAGAAAAUCAUUUGUUGACUCAACAUCCCAUGUCAGGCACCGUGGAAGGGGCUGGGGCUAUGAAGAUAGAUGAGACAAGGUCUCUGCUUAGAGGAGUUUACAUUCUAAUAAGGGAUAUUAGAAUGGGAACUAAGGGCAAUAGAGUGGUACAGAGGAUGUGGUAGAAAUACAUAAAGCAGCCAAUGUAGUCCCAAGAGGACAGGUGAUUUCUUUCUGGAAGGGUCAAGAAAGGCUAUACAGCCACGUUAAAGUAUUAAAGACUGCAGAGCCACAUUAAAGAAUACUAAUGCUGUACACUCACCCCCGCGUGCAGCGAGCAUUCAAAAAACACCCACGGCGUCAGUGACCGGGGCCCAUGUGGGUAACCAGACCUCUGAACCUGCCUUCUGAAGCUUUUCUUCUUGGUUGACUCCAAAAUCAAAGUUUCUUUCCAGGCUUCCACAGACAGCUCCCGUGCAUGUAUUUUUCGGCAGAAUCAAGUAGGUUUACUGUCACUGCAAAUGUAACCAAGCAUACUGGGGCUACAUUGCCCAGGCACUUGCAGUCAGUUCUGUUCUCUGGGAGGGAGGAGAAGGGGUAGACUGUACUCCCUGGCCCCUAGGCCCUGAAAAUCUGCCAGGAGCAACCUUCCCUGCCUCUCCCUCCCUCCCCCCUCCUCUAUCUACCUAUCAUCUCCGGAUAGAGACGGUGGUGCCAGGAAGAUGGAAGGGGGCUGGGUCCCUGAGUUGCCACCUGGAGGAGAAACCCCCACCGGCACUGGCCCAUGGUGUGAUCCAGUAACACAUUUCUACCGCGUCGUCAUGAGAUGCAGGCAUCGUCGGCUAUGGCAGUCAACGGGCCUUAACUAAUAUGGCAGCCUGAGGGUAACCUUUGCGACUAUGUUCCAUCUCAGUAACGGUGGGAGUUUUUCAGGGCAGUGGUGUGUGACUACCCAAUAAAAUUCCCAGGAGACAGGUUAACGAUGAGACAGAACAGAGAGAGGGUAACCCACAAGGCAAAUACGGGCUCAGGA